Zophobas morio is the source of this 2178-nucleotide messenger RNA. RefSeq names its product zinc finger protein SNAI3-like. The record is from RefSeq and is a predicted model, not a curated record. Lineage: Eukaryota; Metazoa; Arthropoda; Insecta; Coleoptera; Tenebrionidae. The transcript is spliced from 4 exons. The coding region runs from base 1 to 1494 and encodes 497 amino acids. Gene Ontology annotation, biological process: regulation of DNA-templated transcription. Gene Ontology annotation, molecular function: DNA-binding transcription factor activity, RNA polymerase II-specific; RNA polymerase II cis-regulatory region sequence-specific DNA binding.
AUGAUCCUCCACCUCCUCCAGCCCGUGCGGGAGGGCCAAUGGGAAGUGUCGGCGGUGCAUGGGCGAAGCACGCGAAGGGACGAGGGGCGCAGCAUCCCUACUGCCACAAUCUUGGCACGCGUCAACAUUGUAAAUAUAGAACAGCUAACGCGUUUCUUAAACUCAGUAAGCUCAAAGCCCCCAAAGCGCCACUUCGCCGCUCGAUCUAGUGCGCGCCUAUGUCAAACGCAACUGUCAAGACUGCCGCUGACAACGCUUGUCAAACACCGAGCCAGACCUGUGCCGACCUCGAAAAGGGGGGAAGUUCGACGUCGCGACGCCAUGCCGAGGGCCUUCUUGAUCACCCACCGCAGAUACAACCCGGAAGACGCGGAACAAAAAGAUCUUAAUUCGGAAAAUGCCGUCAGCAUAGCAGGCCUGCCCGAGCCCCACCUUUCCGAAAACAGCUCGGAAUGCCCCGACGAGCUCUACAACUUGACCAAACUGGCCGAGGUGGCUGUGGCCACAGGCCAAAUCCUCGAACAGCGAAGACUUUCGUCUUCGUCCUCGUCCAGCGAACCCACCUUCACCUACACCCACAAGCUCUUCGACAAGUCGUCGCGAGCCCCAAGACCCCACUUGCUAAAGACUGAUGACUACGCCACCACCAGAAAGCUUCUUUGCAACCCGUCGCCUCCUGCAGUACCGCUGCCUCAUAGUACCACCCAGGACUUGGCGUUGCAGUCGAGCGAAAGCAGCGAGCACGAGUGUAACGAUUGCGGGAAAAGAUAUAGUACUUCUAGUAAUUUGGCGCGUCAUCGGCAAACCCAUAGAAGUCCUGGGGAUAAGAAGGCUAGAAGGUGUCCUCACUGCGACAAGCUCUACGUCAGCAUGCCUGCGUUUUCGAUGCAUGUGAGGACCCACAAUCAAGGUUGCAAGUGUCAGUAUUGUGGCAAGUGUUUUUCGAGGCCGUGGUUGUUACAAGGACACAUCAGGACUCAUACAGGCGAGAAACCCUUCAAGUGCACCAUCUGCAAUAAAGCCUUCGCCGACAAGUCCAACCUGCGCGCCCACAUCCAGACCCACUCCAACACCAAGCCCCACAUCUGCGGUCGCUGCGGCAAGGCCUUCGCCCUCAAGUCCUACCUCUACAAGCACGAGGAGUCCUCCUGCAUGCGCAUCAACGGGCGCCACUCCUCCCGCGAGGCCACCCCCGACAAGAGCCUCGCCUCCCCCACCCCCGUGAUCGUGCCCGGCCCCCGGAUCGCCGACAGCGUCAUCAAGAGCCCCGAGCGGCCCCUCAUCUACCGCUCCACGGUCAUCUCGCCCAACCCCGAGCGCCUGCUCUGCUCCACCAUCAAGCAUCCCUCCGUCAUCCUCAACACCACCCGCUUCGGCACCACCAUCAGCCAGAUCUUCCAGGACCAGCCCAUGGACUUCUCGGCUCAGAGGCGGGACUACGGGGGCUCGGAGCGGGGCGGCGGCUACGGGCUGGGGCUGGCCAUCGCGGUCUAGGUUAAGUUAGGUUAUUCCGUUUAGGGACCAGAGUGCCUUUGAUACGUAUCUGUGAAUUUUGUGCCAUGUUUGUAGAAGCUAUUUGGUGCUACUUUCGCCCUAGAGGCAGCUUGUGCCUAGUUUUGUAUAUAUCGUAUUGGUUUGCGUAGAUCUAGAUGUGUGGAAGUACUAUUAGCCGAUAAUUUUUUUUUUCUUUUGAAAUAGACAGAGUGUCUCUAGUCUUGGACGCGGCUCGCAGGACCAAGUCCAGCGGGGCGCGGGGUCGCUUUAAAUUUUAAGUUAUUUAUUUCUACUAACAGGAUUUUAGUUUUAGUUUGCUGUAUCGGCUAAUGAUAUAGUUUCCUAGUCACUAUUCAUUAAUCUAAGUUAUAAUAUCGUUAUGGUUUUAGUCGGCUGUUAGGACCAAGGUGGUUUCCCGGGUUUGGGGACCAUUUGGUGUGCAAUCAGUGGCCACAAGUGCAAUAUUAUUAGUGAUAAGUAUGUACUUAAUCGUAUUAUUUAUUUGUGUGACGAAGUGUAGUAGUUGUCCAUGUCAUGUUAUGAGAAAUUCAUUCCCUGCUGGUUCUAGAAGUUGUCAUUCCCGUAGCAGUUGAUGCUUUGGUACGGUUGUUCUGUGAAAUUCGUUUUCUUACUUUGUGUACUUUUAUACAGACAUUUUUUGUAAUAAAUAAAGAAGUGUUCGUA